AUUUUCCUGAGACACGUUUCCAUGGAGAAGCGGAAGCGGGGUCCUUCCAGGCAGCUGUCUCCUCCGGCGCCAUUUUCAAAUCCGGUAGCUUUACCGCCGAGAGAGCUGUCUGGCGCCGCCGGAGGAACAGGAAACCAAGGGGGGAGGAGGAGGAGAAAGGAGAGUAAACGACUCUUUAAAUAAAAUGACAAGACCCACCUGACAGCAGCAUUUGGAGGAUAUUUUACGUUAUUUACCAUAAACGGAAUCGGCGGGGAGUCUUCCUUAAAAUCGGCGCCCCAAUAUUGUGGUUGGGGAUUGAUGGGAUUUGAAACCAAAACUGCGAUGCAGGAGAUCUGAUUCUGCGGACUCCGGCCCCGGGAAAGUCUCGUCGCCAUGAGCACCACCGCGGAGAGAAAGUUCAUCAGUCUCAGGAAGCGGCUGGAUCAGCUGGGAUACAGGCAGCCGCUGGGGAUCGAGUCCUUGCCUCUGGUGGAGAAGCUCUUCAGUGACCUGGUGCACACCACAGAAAGCCUGCGCAAUGCCAAGCUCUCGGCUGGGAAAACCGAGAAGGAGAGCAAGAAUCUGGACGCCUUGCUGGAACCCUACAGGACGGAAAACGCGCGUCUAGUGAGGGAGAACAAUGAGCUGCACCUGGGGCUUCUGAAGCUGCAGGAGGAGAAGGACCAGCAGAGCAAAGACCUGAAAGCUGCGGUGAGGAAGCUAGAGCACGAGGUGACGGAUCUGAGGUUCUUGAACAACCAGUAUGUCCACAAAGUGCGGUCCCUGGAGAAGGACGGCAAGGCCAAGACGGAGCGCAUCCAGCAGCUGCAGGAGAAGAACCUGCAGGCCGUGGUGCAGACGCCAGGUGGUAAGAAAAGGACCAUUCCUUUCCGACGGCAGCGGAUGCAGAUAGAUGAGCUCGUUCCCCCCUCCUCAGUCCACGCGCCGCCCGUCUCUCAGCCCCACGACCCGUAUAUCGCCGACCUCCUGCAGGUGGCUGACGACAGAAUUCAGGAGCUUCAGCAGGAGGUGGCCAAACUUGGGCAGGAGCUGGAGAGAGCAGAGGGAGGAAUAAGGCACCUAAACAAACAGGUUGAAGAGCGAGACAGAGAGAUUGAGCGUCUUGGCCGAGCGCUGCAUGGUGGGCGUCCUCACGAUGUCGUCUCCCUGGAGGCACAGAGCCGAAGCAAUGAGAAGCUCAUUGCUCACCUCAAUUUACAGAUUGAGUACCUCCAGCAAGCGAAUCGGGACCUGGAGAGGCGAGUACAGGGGCUGCAGGAGAGGAAACAGAACGCUGCCAGUGAAGUUGCUGAUUUAAGCGCCAGAAAUGAAGAGCUGUGCCAGGAACUCACAGAGAUCGAUCAGCUGGCACACCAGCUGGAAAGAGACAAAGAACUGGUGCUGGAGACGGCUGAUAAGGAGCUUCAGGAAGCCAAGAAAGAGAUCCAGAGGCAGCACAGAGAAAUAGAAGACUUUGAAGAUGCGAUUGCAAAGCUGAAAGCGGAGCUGGCAGAUUGCCAUCAUGACAACGAGAAGCUGCGAGAUGAUCUCCUGGAAAACAAGGAGCAGUGCGCGAAGUUGGAGGGCCUUUCAAACUUCAUGGAAGAGGAGAAACAGAGGCUUCAGGAGAAAAUCGAAAAAAUGACUGAAACUGGUGAGGGAGAGUUUGCGGCCGCCCCCCGCCCCCGCGCAGGUGUCGGCCGGCCGCAUGACGUGCCUCUGGGCUUGCAGGGGGGCAGGUGCGAGGCGGAGCUGCUGCAGGUGGCGAGGGAGCGGGACGAGCUGCAGGCCCUGCUGGACAGGUUCGAGAGGCACAUGGAGGACAUCCAGGCCAACGUCAAGGUGCUCACGGCCGAGAGGGACAAGCUCAGCGGCCUGCACGAGCAGGCCCAGGAAGAACUGAGCAGGCUGAGGAGGGAAGCAGUCAGAUCUCCAAAGUCCCAGACAUCUGUAGCCGUUGCCCAGGCUGUGCUGCAGCGUGUGGAGGAGGAGCGGGAUGAGGGUUUUAUGGCUUGGACUCUGAAACGAAGGGGAACUGAGAUGUGUUUUUUACAGGGUGCUCAAGAAGCAGCUCUCAUUGACAGAGAAGAGGAAGAGAAGCGAGUCCUGGAAGUGGAGAACACGGUGCAGAAACUCGAGAAAGAGAGAUCCGAGCUCAGAUCUCAGCUGAGGGCUUUAAAGGAAACCAAGGCAGCUCUAGAGGAUGAGAUCAAGGCCCAGGCCAGCUUACUGGCACGCACAUCGGAGGAAGCGUCUCUUCACAGGGCAGAGACUGGCUCCUUGAGGCUGCUGAAAGAACAGACGGAGCAGUCCCUUUCAGACGCCCAGCGCCGCCUGUCUGUGAAAGUCAGCGAGCUGCAGAACGCUCACGAGCGGAUCCGACAGCUGGAAGAAAGAAUAGCUGGCUUGAGCAGGCAUGGCUCCUCUCAGCAGGAGGAAGUGGCCGUGCUGCAGAAGACCAUCUCUGCUCUGGACAGGGAGAAGGACAGCCUCCAGCAAACUGUGGAUGAGAAGACCGAGCAGAUCGCAGCCCUGGAGCAUAAUCUCACCAAUAAAGAAAAGGCACUGACCGAUUUGGAGCUCACCGUCUCCGAGAUGGAGAAAUCGCUGGAACCCUGCCAGCUGUUAUCUGAUGUUGCAGGGCACUGUGCCAUUAAUGCGGAGAUGGAAGAAGCUAUGCAUGAAAAGGAUGAAUUAAAGCUCAGGGUCCACAGUUACAUAUCGGAGGUCGCGAGAAUAGAGAGCUUGUUGGCUGCAAAGGAGCAGGAGAACCGGGACAUGCUGGAGAGGUUCCGCCUCGCCCACAGCCAGGUGGAGGACUGGGAGCUGAAGCUGCAGCAGGCGGAAGGGCACAGCAGCUCGAUCCGGCUGGAGCUGCUCUCCGCCGACACCGAGAGGAGACACCUGCGGGAGCGCGUUGGCAACCUGGAGCGAGAGAUUCAGGAGCACAUGAGUGCGCAGCAGGCUUAUGAAGCCCAGAUCACCACUCUGGCCAAAACCAUGUCCAGGCUGGAGGACGAGGUGAGGGCUGCGCACGAAGAGAGGUCCUCGGCACUCGCAGAUCUCGCCUCUGUCCGCGAGCUGUGUGUCAAGCUGGACUCCAGCAAGGAGAUGAUGUCUCGGCAGCUCACUUCUAAAAGCAUGGAGUACGAGAGGGCCGUGGGAGAGCUGGAAGACGUGAAGUCCGAGGCAGAGCUUUUGAAGAAGCAGCUGUCCAGCGAGAGAUUAACCAUUAAGAAUCUGGAAACACUCCUGUCCACCAACCGGGAGAAGGAGUUCCAGAUCCACCUCGGUUCCCACGAGAAGGAAUCGGAGCUGAAGAUCCUCAGAGACAGGCUCACCUUAGCCGACAGUAAAGCAGCAAGCCAGACAAGAGAGGUGGCCCAGCUGAGAAGCAAGGUCACCCAGCUGCAAACCGAACUUGAUGUUCUCAAGCGCCAGCUGACCACCGAACGGUUCGAGAGGGAGAGAGCGGUGCAGGAGAUGCGCCGACAAGGGAUUUCGUUCUCCUCCCUGAGGAGCUCCUCUCCUUUGAGCUCCUCCCCCAGUCCGCGUUCCCGCUCUCCGGAGCGCUCAGCGCUCAGAUCGCCAGAGCACGCAGCCGAGAGGUCCCUAGAAAAAAGUGUGAGCUUUAAAGAAUGAAGAAUACGAAGGCCCAGGGGUCAGCUCUCAAAUCAUGCUUGUCCACUUUCUGCCACUGUUCCUGAUCAGCUCCUGCUACUUACAGUCCUAGUCAUUAUAAAAACAUUCAUGUCUCAAACACUAAUGAUUUCAGUCCCAUAAAUGUUUGUUAAAACCCUUUUAAAUGCAUGUAGGAUUUAUAUUGUGUGUCUUUUAUAUGUUUGAAAUAAGGUGAGUGAGACAUUUUUUAUAAUUAAUUUCAACACACUCUGAAAUUGGUUAAACAGAAUGAAAUCAGUGCAGCUGUAAUGGUGCUGUCAGAAAGUUAUUACAUGAGAUGUUCGCCAAAGGUGACCUUGAGAGUCUCGCUGAGAGUGCAGAUUUCAUGUCUGUUGCUUUAAUAAUCCGGUGGCUGAAAAUCUAAGCCUGUUGUCUAAACAGCAUGAUCUUGGAAAAGUCCGCUAGUGGCAUUUAGCAAUAUGUUAUAAAACAAAUGCUACACGAGACGUAACUUUUAAAGACGCUUGCCCUACCCACUUCUUUCUCAGAACGUGCUUUUCUCUGUGGGAACUUCAACAGGGUACUGCCUGGUGAUGCAAGCAUGCCAUAUUUGCGGUCAAUAUUUCCUGUAAAAGUUGAAUUGUUACUAUCUAAUCUUGUACAUGACUUUGUGAUGUAAAUCUGAUUAUUUAUACAAAUAAAUUAACUUUUCAUAA
This is a messenger RNA of Lepisosteus oculatus (spotted gar), 4319 nucleotides long. NCBI's taxonomy places the organism in Eukaryota, Metazoa, Chordata, Actinopteri, Semionotiformes, Lepisosteidae. The record is from RefSeq and is a predicted model, not a curated record.